Messenger RNA from Musa acuminata subsp. malaccensis (wild Malaysian banana), 432 nucleotides. Lineage: Eukaryota; Viridiplantae; Streptophyta; Magnoliopsida; Zingiberales; Musaceae. The record is from RefSeq and is a predicted model, not a curated record.
AUGUCACCAUCGAUGUCCCAUCACGCCACCGCCAGGUCAGCAGGAGAAGCUCUCCCACGAGGCAUUCCUCGGUACGUCCUGUCCCGGAAAGCUCGGGACAGCGUUGUUCCGCACUUCUGGGGCGGCAGCCGCGCGAAGGGAGUUUUUGAGUCACUCCACCGUGACUUGAUGGUUGCAUUUAGCAACUGGGAGUUUGACCCCAUGAAUACAAGCAACCCAUUCCCCAACAAUGAGGGCUCGGUUCACAAAUGGCAGGGUUAUAAAGAUAAACUGGUUCAAGUGGAGUUACAACGCUAUCUUGCGCAGAAACUUGCUUGGAUACAAUAUCAUGAGAGUCCAGAAGGUGGACACUUUUUCAUGUGCGUGGAUCAUUGGGGUGAUGCAAUACUCAAGGCACUUCUUCAUUCAGAUGAUACUUCAACCUAAAGCCAC